This is a messenger RNA of Fusarium poae, 1599 nucleotides long. RefSeq lists its product as uncharacterized. Lineage: Eukaryota; Fungi; Ascomycota; Sordariomycetes; Hypocreales; Nectriaceae. The record is from RefSeq and is a predicted model, not a curated record. Gene Ontology annotation, molecular function: alpha-1,2-mannosyltransferase activity. The transcript has a single exon. Gene Ontology annotation, cellular component: Golgi apparatus. Gene Ontology annotation, biological process: mannan biosynthetic process. Bases 1 to 1599 code for a protein of 532 amino acids.
AUGAUUCGAACUUGGCGCGAUAAUGCCGCAAAAGGCGUCGGACAAUUCGGUGUCGUCUCUACUCGUCAACGCCUUAUAAAAAUCACGACAAUAUUCAUCGCCUUUAUAUGCCUCCUCACUCUAUGGGAAUUUUGGUCCCAUCUCUCAUUCGCGUAUCAAAGAGUCACGUCAUCAAGCUUGGCGCAAGCGAACGUGCCAAGUCAAACAGAAACAGAAACAGAAACAGAAACAAUCCUUGUUGAUGAUGAUGAUGAACCCCAAUUUACUGGUCCGACUAACCAAACAACCCAAUUCUGGUCCGAUUUACUCCAACAAUUCUACCACGCCAAACCCAAAGGCAAGAAAAUUAGACCUCCCAAGUCUCUCUCACGCGACAAAUUCGACCCUCAUGGAAGCACUCCCCAGACCGACACAGACUGGUUGGAGGUGUCGGAUGACGAGAUCAACUCACUAAAAGAAAACCACGAAAUAUUUAUCCAGGCUCUGCGACAUCUUGCCCCGAAACUUCCAUUCCAACCCAACACCAAGGGCAUCGUCAUCACCUCCAAAGGCUCCGCGUUCGGGGUAGCAGCUACAGCUGUACUCAUGCUACGACAUGUCGGAUCAAUCCUACCCGUCCAGCUUUUUCUUGACUCGGCAACUGAACAAGAGUUGCAAAGAUGCAAUGAUACAUUGACAAAUUUUCAAGUUCAAUGCUUAAACAUGGACGAUUUCUUGCGCCUACCAAACACGGCAUCAAUUCGCAAACCGAACAUCCAAUCUUACCAGUAUAAAGUCAUGUCCAUCAUCUUCUCCAGUUUCCAAGACAUUCUAUUCCUUGAUGCCGAUGCCUUUCCUCUUAGAAACCCCGAUCAUCUCUUUGACGUGGAACCAUACAAGGGCAGCGGAUUGGUGACAUGGCCAGACUUUUGGCUACCCACCAUAUCUCCCCUGUUCUACAAAGUCGCUGGCGUCAAGAUGCCAAACGUCACCAUCAACUCUCGAAGCUCCGAGUCAGGAGUCAUGCUUUACAACAAAUCAAGGCACGCCGACAGUCUCUUGCUGGCUGCUUACUACAACUUUUAUGGCCCAAAGUUUUAUUAUCAACUUCACUCCCAAGGUGCUUGGGGCUCGGGCGACAAGGAGACAUUCAUGCAGAGCGCCUAUGUUCUGGGUAAUCCUUUCUGGCAGGUGAAACAACCACCUGAGCUGGUGACAUCGGAAAAGAUCAAUUGGGGUAGCGGAAUCUGGCAGGCCGAUCCCGAACAUGACUGGAAACUAGAAACGGAACGAGCGAAAAACAUCACCACCUUAAUACGAAAAAGAAAGCAAAGGUUAAAUGAGGAACAUGUCAAGGUCACGAGCACAAUGUUUGCACAUCUCAAUAGGGUCAAGUUCGACAUGACGCAUCCGAUGCAAAUAUUAGAGGACUUGGCGCCUGAACAUCCCGACGGGCGCAUAACACGAUUAUGGGGAGACGACAUCGGCAAGGUCUCCGACGUGGCUGGAUAUGAUCUAGAAAAGGUCAUCUGGGAAGAGGCUAUCAAGGUGAACUGUGACCGUGAAUUAAUGGAGGAAUGUAACAAGAUACGGAAAUAUUAUGAGGCAACAUUUGGAUAG